Messenger RNA from Dreissena polymorpha, 3187 nucleotides. RefSeq lists its product as uncharacterized. Gene Ontology annotation, molecular function: mRNA binding; RNA endonuclease activity. Gene Ontology annotation, cellular component: nucleus; cytoplasmic ribonucleoprotein granule. Bases 353 to 2839 code for a protein of 828 amino acids. NCBI's taxonomy places the organism in Eukaryota, Metazoa, Mollusca, Bivalvia, Myida, Dreissenidae. The transcript has 6 exons. The record is from RefSeq and is a predicted model, not a curated record.
CGUUCAAUAGAACGCUGUGAAUGAACUAUAACCGUUUUGUUGCAGAUUGCAUAGAGGCAUGCACAGUAUUAUAUAUAAUAUGAACGACGCUCAUUAAUUGAGCUAUUGGGUGGUUGUGGCAUACGGUUCGCUGAUUACCAGACAUAUACAAAUGUAUUUAUCCGUCUUCAUUACACAAUGAAGAUGACAUAGACACGACACCAUAUAAUAUGCCGCACAUGUUGACGAUAGGUUAAACGCGACACAUUGUGUAUAUGUCUACACAGCAGGAUUUGUCAUACUCAGUUUUGCGUGUUCAGCAGUAAACACAUACAUUAAGUGUAACUUCAAACUAAAUAAAAACACAUUCAGCAUGUCUCUUGUGUUUUGGGGAUCUGCAAUAAGAUCCAAGGUGGUGGACAAUGCAAGGCGCAAGAUUGAGCGAAUAUUCUGUGUUUCACUGGAGAUAGAAGUCUGCGGAAAAUCUGAUUCGGACGCGACCUACAGGCUUACAGGGGACAGAAUUGAUCGAAACCGAGCAAAGAGUUAUAUCCAGGCUCUUGCAAGAGAAGGCGAAUUUGUCGAGAAGACUGUGUAUCCCCGGGACUGCGACCUAGAGGCAUUAGAACGUAUCGAAGCGCAAACUGGAUGCGUCCUUGAACACGGGCAAGGAGAUGCGUUUUCCUUGAGGGGACCUAGGCUGUAUCUGACCGUUGCUAUUACUCUGUUAGAAGAAAUCGCUACCCGAAAUGAGCCCCAAACCCCAAAAUCAAAGGCCGCGUCCCGGAGGCUUUCGACGGCAUUGGAGCAGACGCUCACGAAAACGAACCACAAGUGUGGCUAUUAUGGUAAAGCGUCCGAUGCAGUGAAGAGGGCGAUAGCCAGCUGCAUAAUUAUAUCAGAAGAUCAAGAUGAGAAGACAGAAUACAUUUUGAUCGACGAUGAUAGCGAAGAGGAAAAUAUCAAGGAAUGGGUAUGUUUGGAUGAGACUGUUCUUGAAGAUGACUUUGCUGGUGAUAACAUCGAUGAUGAUGUCAUUAUUAUUGAAACACCGAGGGUACCAGUGUCUAAGACAUCGUUAUUUUUUAGUGAAGACGAUAGUGAAAGUCCGGAUAUUGACCAGGGCGUUGAAGUUGUGACAAACGAACUCAAAAGAAUGAGGACACCUUCCUAUGGCAAUCCUAAAGCCACCAAUGCUAGACCAAGCGCCGCUGUAAGGCCUUUGAUUUUUUCAGAGUGCGCUUCUGUAUCGUCGAAGGAAACGGCAAAGUUCGGCGAAGGUAUGUCAGAAACAGAACGAGCUAUUGCUAACACAUCUAGUGACUUUAAACCUAAAAACGAUCAUCUGGAUGGACAUAAGAAAGGCGCCGAUAAAGUGAGACAUGAAACAAGUAAAAGAAAGUUAUCGGUAGACAGCUCAGCUGCGGUUGAGAUUAUGACGCACAGAGAUCACAUGCAGAGAACCAAGAAGCGAAACAAGCGUCGCAGAAUUCGGAGUUCCGUGUCGGUCGCGAGCGAUUCCGGAAUUGUUGAACGUGAAUCGGCAGAAGCGGACCCCGGAAAGAAAAAGAGCAAGAAGACCAAGAAGAAUAAAAAGAAGCGCAAGCCCAAGCCAGCAAUGGAUAAAGACAAUGCAGAGGAUCCGUCUGAUAUAAGUAAGGAGAAAGGACUCCUGCGUAGCAGGCGGGAUUUGAAACCAGAGUCGUGUGAGGAGCAGCCACCACUCAUAGUCGCAAAGCGAUCUUUAAAUGAGAAGGAAAAUAUUUCGCAAACUGUUAGGUUAAGCAGGUGGGACCUCACACCAAACAGCUAUGCGGAACAGAAGAUUAAUUUUGAAAUGAAAUUAGAGAACUUUAAAUUCGGAUCGCAGACGACAGACAAUCGUGCUUCUAUAGUUACUAAGAAAUCGCCGAUAAUAAUAUCCGUAAGAAAUGAUUCUCGAUCAGUGAGUUUAGAUCGGUCAGAGAGACCUGACAGAUUUAGCCAGAAGGCUAUUAACUUAAAAGAUCAGGUAGAGUCUCGUGUGGAACGCUUAAGAACCAUACAUAGCGCGACAUCGAAAGACAGUUUAGCCGGAGGCUCCCAUGAAGGAAACAUCGAACCGGAAGUUCAGUUUAUAUCUCGUCUGCUGCCAACGAAGGACCCGCUCGUUACGGGCUCACAAGACAGUCUAAAUGGAAACUCGAACCAGCUACACGAAGAGCCGAAAGCUCCGGCGGCUACCCUUCUGCUGCCCCCUCAGCCCCCGCCUGCCGCGGCAUCAAAAGGCAGCUCCUUGCGCUACAUCGUCAUCGACGGCAGCAAUGUGGCUAUGUGCCACAGCGGUAACUCGGACGUGUUCUCUUGUCGUGGCAUUCGCCUCUGCGUGGAGUUCUUUAAGCGGCGCGGUCACCGCCUGAUCACCGUCUUCCUGCCGCACUGGCGGAAGUGCCGGCCGGUCGGGAGCGCCUCCGUCACUCAUCGGUAUGAGUUGGACGCACUGGAAAAGGAGGGGCUACUCGUGUAUACGCCCUCGCGCAAGAUUGGCAACAAGCUCGUCGCCUGCUAUGAUGACAGGUUCAUUGUGGAGCUUGCGGAACGUGAGGAGGGCGUGAUUGUGAGCAAUGACCAGUACAGGGACUUGCAGAAGGAGAAGAGGUCAUGGAGAAAGGUCAUAGAGGAAAGACUGCUCAUGUACGCGUUUGUACGGGACCAGUUCAUGGUACCCGAGGAUCCCCUGGGACGGACAGGUCCCACCCUGGAAGCGUUCCUCAGGCGCGCCCCGCCUCGCCCCCUCCCACAAAACCGUGGCAACAGCUACGCAUGUCCCGCGCACCUGUACAAAGACGCCACAAAGAAUCCUCAUUUGCAUUUGAAGUAAGGAAUCUCGCAGGAAACCACGAUGUUUUUGGACGUAGUUUACUAGACACAUACGUCGACGACAUUGGCACCGUAAGAUACGCCGAGCGUUUCUAACGUCACGUUAUCGCUUUAGAUCAUCCCAGGAUACAUUCCAGAAUUAUAGAAGUCUGGCUUAUGAGAGGAACAUCUGCUCACAUGACAAAUAUAUUAUUUCAUUCUCCGACAUUUAUAUUAAAAAUAGUGAGGUACAUCAUUAUAUGAUACAAUUGUUUAUGGUAGACUAAUAUAUAUCGGUGAGUCUGUGUGGUAGGGGUAUGGGUUGCUGUUUAUUAACAUUAAAACAUUAAUGGUGGAACAAUACACGUGA